AUGGAGUCGUUGGAGAUCCAGGCCAAGGAUUUCUUGGUGAAAUGGGUCACCGCACAUGAACACAGUUCUAUGGUCUGGCAAAUCAAGCCGUUGAAGCGGUCGGUGAAUUUUGCGAUCUACCGCAAGAAAGACGUCCCUGCCGCCGAAAACGGCGGUGAUUCAGGUGCAAUUGGCGCCGAGAACAGCCGUCUGAACACAAACCUAAGCUCCUCCGUCAACGGGUCCCAAACGACCCUCGACACGCCGCCCUCCACGCCGCUGGAGCUGCCGCUCCGCGAGAGGCUGAGUCUGAUUUGGCUGAAAUCGAUGAGGAUGCGUCUGGGCCUGGUGACUUCGGUCAACAAUAUCACAGAAAGGAGAGGGUCUAUCAAGCUUAAGAGUCGACUGCUGACGUUGAAUACGAGCUUGACCAACCCAGACUUGGUCCUCGUUAAGGAUUACCAUAAGUUGGUGCCGGGAGAGUUGGUGAAGGGUCAGAUAGACACUGACCAGGGGGGUACUUUUGCAUUCAUUGUAGAUAAUACGUUUUCUAAGACUAUCGGAAAAACCGUGCUUUUCUCGUCCAAUGUGGUGGCCAACGCCAAUGCGGCCGCUUCGGCAGCCGACGACCAGCUGCCGGAAUCGAAGUUGUAUCGCUUCCAGUCGGUCAAUCCAGUAGAGGUGGCAGAGGUUGCUGAUGUGGCCGAGGCGGAUAAUCUUCCUACCGAACAGCUGCGCAGUAUCUUGCGUCCACGGAGUGGUGACUUGAUGCAGGGAACGCUUUUGAAGAAGCGCCGGAAGAAGCUUCAGGGCUUCACCAAGAGAUUCUUCACUUUGAACUUCAAGCAUGGUACGCUCUCCUACUUCAAAUUGAAUGACAAUAAGCUUCGUGGCCAGAUGCCCAUUGUCGAAUCGAUUGUUAGCGCUAACGAAAAGACGCGCGAGAUCUUCAUUGAUUCGGGAAUGGAGGUGUGGACUUUGAAAGCGCCUAGCAAGUCUGACUUUCAGGUGUGGGUUGAAGCUUUCAAUCUGUUGAAAAAGCGGUCUAUGAAUUCUUCAAGACCCGAUGAGGGCUUAGGGAGCGAUCCUGCUGCUCAGGCUACGGCUUUGCAAUCGUUGAGAGGGUUGCACCUGGAAUUCGCCGACAUAUUGGAGGAUUUCUCUGCCACGGACAAAGACGUUUUACAAUCACAGCUUUACUCUCUCCUCACGCGGUUCUCCAAUAUACUCAAGAUCAAGGGGUCUGACGCCGCUUCUCUCUUCUCAGAUGGCGAGUUCUACGAUGCCCAGGACGACUUGGAUGACCAUGGUUCUGGAGUUGUUUUAGUCUCUGACACUACCAAAAAGAACACCGGUGAUUCUGAUGAUGAGGAUGUCGAUACCAGACUGUCUUCAGACCUGGAUUCAGACUAUGAUGACGCCGAUAGGCCUGAAGCUGCAGUGCCUACGACUCUCAAAACCUCUAGUGGUACUGGAGUUGUUGACCUCAGCCCUUUGCCUAUUGAUACGCCCGUCAACAGACCAUGUGACAUUCCAGUGUUCACUCAUGACCCACCAAGUUUCUUGUCGUUUGUGCGUAAAAAUGUGGGAAAAGAUCUUUCCACUUUGUCUAUGCCAGUUGAUAUGAAUGAGCCCAUUACGAUUCUUCAGAAGUAUGCCGAAAUCAUGGAGUACUCGGAAAUGAUCGACAAUGCUUUGCAAGGUACGUAUCCUGCAGAGUCAGGCGAGAUGAUACUCCGUAUUGCAGCAUUCUCGGUGACUUACCUCUCUGCUAUGAGAGUGAAACUUAGAGUGGGCAGAAAACCAUUCAAUCCUCUUCUUGGAGAGACUUUUGAGCUUGUGAGGGAAGACAAGGGCUUCCGUUAUUUGUGUGAGAAGGUGAAUCACAAACCACCAGUGUUUGCCGUUCAUGUCGAGUCACCAGACUGGAUAUUCUCUUUCAGCCCGGCCCCAUCUCAGAAAUUCUGGGGUAAAACAUCCGAGAUCUACACCGCUGGAACCGCCAAGCUCACAAUCCGUGCCACACAAGAGACGUUUACAUGGGAGCAACCAACUUGUGUUGUCAAGAACAUCAUUGCAGGUGAGAAAUACACUGAGCCAUGCUCGCCAAUCACUGUGAAAUCCAGCAGCGGCUACAGAGCUGUCGUUGAAUUCGCUAAGGGAGGAAUGUUCAGUGGCCGCUCCGAGGACUUGGAAAUCAAAGCAUUUGACUCUUCCAAGAAGCAGCUCAGUUACACCGUGGUGGGCAAAUGGACAGAGCUGAUGACUUUGAAAACACACACGGUCGAAAAGGAAAUUUGGACUGCUGGAGCUUUGUUGCCUAACUUUGAGAAGAAGUUCGGCUUCCCAGAGUUCACAGGAACUUUGAACAAGAUUACCAGUAUUGAGCAAGACAAGUUGCCAGCAACGGACUCUAGAUUCAGACCCGACAUGAAGGUUUACUCUAACGGGGAGAUUGAAAACGCCGAGUCGCUUAAACAGCAGUUGGAAGAGGGCCAGAGAGCACGCCGUAAGGCGCAAGAAGAAUCAGGCACUCCUUAUGUGCCACGCUACUUUACUCAUGUUGGCGGUUCGCCAGACGACCCAUGUUCAGGCCAUUGGGAGUAUAUAGAGGGAAAAGACAGCUACUGGGAGCGGCGCAGGGCCCAAAAUUGGGAUGAGAGCCAUCGUUUGUGGUAA
Australozyma saopauloensis is the source of this 2658-nucleotide messenger RNA. It is a transcript of the gene OSH3, whose product is annotated as oxysterol-binding protein related protein. Gene Ontology annotation, cellular component: membrane; cytosol; intracellular membrane-bounded organelle. Gene Ontology annotation, biological process: ER to Golgi ceramide transport; maintenance of cell polarity; exocytosis. Gene Ontology annotation, molecular function: sterol binding. Lineage: Eukaryota; Fungi; Ascomycota; Pichiomycetes; Serinales; Metschnikowiaceae. Bases 1 to 2658 code for a protein of 885 amino acids. The transcript has a single exon. The record is from RefSeq and is a predicted model, not a curated record.